AUGGAAUCGAAUCGUCCUCACUUCAAGCUGAUUUUGGGAUCUUCUUCGAUUGCUAGACGUAAGAUAUUAGGAGACAUGGGAUACGAAUUCACUCUCAUGAGUGCUGAUAUUGAUGAGAAAAGCAUCCGCAAGGAGAAACCUGAAGAGUUGGUAUUGGCUUUAGCUGAGGCUAAGGCUGAAGCAAUCAUGCAGCGGAUCCCUGGUGAUGACAACAUAGAGGAGGAUAAGUCGACUUUACUUGUUACUUGUGACCAAGUGGUUGUCUAUGAAGAUACCGUCAGAGAGAAACCUUCGAGUGUUGAAGAGGCAAGGGAAUACAUAAGAGGCUAUUCCAAGGGUCACGCAGCAACAGUAAGUUCUGUGGUUGUUACAAAUCUCAAAACAGGAGUCAGAAAAGGAGGCGUCGAUAGAGUGGAGAUCUAUUUCCAUGAAAUACCCGAGGAGACUAUCGAGAAACUGAUUGAGGAAGGCAUGGUGCUUAAGGUGGCUGGUGCACUCGUAAUCGAGCAUCCUCUAAUAUUGCCACUCGUUAAGGAAGUGGUUGGGACAACAGAUAGCGUGAUGGGUCUUCCCAAAGAAUUGACUGAGAAACUUCUAAAGGAAGUAUUGGUAAGCACAUAG
Molecule: messenger RNA, 621 nt
Organism: Arabis nemorensis
Lineage: Eukaryota; Viridiplantae; Streptophyta; Magnoliopsida; Brassicales; Brassicaceae
Source: the annotation of a GenBank genome assembly